Molecule: messenger RNA, 7229 nt
Organism: Linum trigynum
Lineage: Eukaryota; Viridiplantae; Streptophyta; Magnoliopsida; Malpighiales; Linaceae
Source: the annotation of a GenBank genome assembly
UGAUACUUUUCAUUGGUUGACUUGAUGAUCCUGCAUUCAGGGUAUUGAAGCUUAAUUAGUGUGGUGUGAACUUUCUACCCAGGCACAAUGGCCAUGGGAGCAAUUAAUGUCGUGAGGGGGUCAAGAUCGACUAGUGAGGAGCUACUGCAAAUAUACAACCACUCUGACAGGUUGGAAUGUAUUUCCAUGCUAUAUCUGCUUCGAUGCUAAAAUUAGCUCCUGAGCUUUGUAUGAGUUGUAACUUGUAAGUUCCUGUUCACAAUUUUCCUCUACAGAGGCAGAUACUUUUACUCUGUGUCUCAUAUCUUCUGUUCUGGCUUGAAGUCACAGGCUUGGAAUGCUAAGUUUUGACAUGAUAGGGUUAGGCUUAUGAGAAUCGGUGCGAAGUUUCUGGACAGGAAGAAACUAUUUCACAUGCUCUAGGACUCUUAAAUUCGAAAAACAAAUGACAGAAAAGAAGAUCUGAGCUUGAGAAAAGCCAUCUUAUGAUGAUAUCAAACUUUUGAGCUUUAGUUGCUCAACUAUUUGCUUGGAUGAUUGAUGGUAUGGGAAUUAUGAUGAACCGCUUGUUGGCAUGAAAGUUGCUCUGGGCCAACAUUUUGUCCCCACUCUUUAUUUGAUCUUGUCUGCUCUCAACUCCAAUUAAUAACUGAUCAUUCCGACAGGGCAAAACCAUUUGUAUGAUUAAUUUGGUUGGGUAGCAUUAAGCUAAUGCAACCACAGUCACGAAUUCUUAUUGACUACUAUCAUUUCCAUUUCUAGAUUCAGAUUUCAUAGGCUCCUAAGAAAAGCAUCUCGCAACCUUUAUGCUGCAGACUAACUUGGUACCGCUACCAAUAAAUAUCAUAUAACCAUUGACCUGGUAAAUGAGUUUAAGAUUCAUUUAGUGAAGUUUGAAUGCAAGAUUAUCCUAGUUACAAUCAAGCUAUAGAUUGAAGUUGAUAAUACCCUCUUGAAUAACAAGGAAUAAGAUACUUUAGCCUAUUCAGUUGAAAUCCUAUGACAAGUAAACUUUGGGUAUUCAUCCGCUCUACUCUUUAGUCCACUGAAGAUACCACAACACUUAGUAGAUAUGUAAUUUUUUUAUUUGUUAACAUGGUAAAAUUUUACUCUCACUUGUACUUGUGUUAGCCAGAUUUUUACCCAAACUGGUUCUCAUUGGGGCUGCAACCCAUAUCUUAGAGUAUUACCCAUGUGGUGUUUUCUUUUAUCAUUUCCUUCUAUGAUAUGAUGAUAACCCUGAAUUGCUGCUCUUACAUUUACUGCAGUAUUGCACUUGCAGUGGAUAACCCUGAAUUGUUCAAUCGGAUUGCUGGAACAUUCCAUUCCAAGGCAACUCUCAGAUUUGUCAUUCUGCUGUGGGGCGAGAAAUCAAGCCUGAAUUUUUCAGGAAUAGAGGAGUUACCUGUUUUUAGUUACCAAGAAAUAAUUGAUUUGGGACAAGAAAGCUACAGAGCAUUUUUUGGUGCCCCUGAUUCAAGUAAGUAUCACUAGUAUCAAUGUGUUCCUGAUGUGUAUGUAGAGUAACAGCAGAGUGAGGGGACAAGAUGGUAAAAUAUGAUGGAUUUAACUUCUAGUGAGUGAAGUACGGACCAUUCUGGUGAAACUGUAACGUUUUCAUAUAUUAUCUUAUGUAUAAAAUUAAGAUGUCUUAGGACUAAUUGUAAGCUGCUUAUGAAUCCUUCAAUUGAAUAUGUGAAUCCUUUUCCUCCUAACGACAGAUCAGUAAUGGUUACUCUGGGUGUUCUACAUUUCUGCUUAAAACAAGUGCGGCACUAAAUUCUCCAACAACUGGGUUGCAGGGUCUAUGCAUCUAUUUGAAACCAUUAGCUCUGAUGAUAUAGCUACGCUUAUGUAUACGAGUGGAACUACUGGAAAUCCAAAAGGUGUUAUGCUUACACAUAAAAAUCUAUUACACCAGGUUUGUUUAUUGCUGCAAUCCUGUUUUUUCAUCAUUGUUUAUUACAUUGUUUAAUUGGGAUCCAGUGCAUAAUCAGCCAAAUAUACUACAUACAUGUCUUACAUUUGAUGCAUUUUAUUCAAAACAAAUGAAAGGUAUAUUGCUAGGGGAAAAGUUGGAUGCAUAUAUAGAAUAGUUGUAUUUUCUAUAUUAUGGUCAGUUGGAGUUUUCCAUCUUGGUCAACAUAAAAUUUUACGUCUAUACUCAUCUGAUAUGAUGCUUACUCUUACAUUUUAUUCAUAUUUUAUUAAUGUUACACUUGUUACUGUUGAAAUAUCCCAAUUUGUCUGACUAGUGGGGGAUGUUUCUCUGUUUGGAUCCAUGAUCUUGAGAUAUAGUGGAAUGAUCUUUUGAUGACAGUGAGGCUUAGCCUUCAAUGCUCAGAAUCAUAAUCUUAAAGACACCAUAAUUGCUAGUUUAGGUGUAGCACUUGCAUUGAUAUGAACUCAUGACAUUGGUAACCAACUUUCUAUUGACCUUCUCUAAUUAUGAAUUGUACAAUUGUUGGGACUAGUCUUUGGACAUGGUAUAAUGCAUCCCUCCAAAUUUUAAGAUUGGAUCUAUUACUGUCCCAUGUUUGUAAGAAAUCCUAAGCGUAUGCAGAAGUCAAAAAUUGUAUGAGUGAGGUUAAACUUCUGGACCUUGGUGGCUCAGGCUUAUUGUAAAAGGCAUCCAGAGCUGGAGAAUGUGAACAGUAUGCAAAUAUAUUAGUUCCAAAAGGUUUCACUGCUUUCUCUAAAUUCCACUAACUUCUUUGAUUUCCUUGAAUUAAGUUUUCCUACAAACUCACUCAGGUGUCCCUUUGUGUGUUUAGGAAUGCACUUGGUGCUUAAUCAAUUAGUUUUUUGCCUUGUCAAAUGUGGUGUUCUUGUUGCUUACUUCUCUCGAGUUGUGGGCUUGUGGCCCCUACAAUAUAAAUCUUUUAGUCCUGCCCGAUUGCAGCAUGAAAGGCACAAAAUGUUAAACCAUUUUUGAGGCCCUGAACAGUUGUCAGUAUCUUAUGUUUUCCAGAUAAAGAAUUUGUGGGACAUUGUACCUGCUAUACCUGGGGAUAGAUUUGUAAGCAUGCUUCCAUCGUGGCAUGCAUACGAACGAGCUUGUGAGUACUUCAUUUUUACAUGUGGUGUUGAGCAAGUAUACACAACUGUGAGAAACUUAAAGGUAAUUAGCCAUUCACAAGAUCUUUUUUGGAGGGAUACUGUAAUCUGAUGGAGAUCCGUGCUUCCUUUUACUUAAAUAUAAAUAACUAAUAUGCUUUCAUUGCAUGAUCUCAUUGGUAGGAUGAUCUGCGGCAUUACCAACCCCAUUACAUAAUCUCUGUUCCUUUAGUAUUUGAGACGCUUUACAGGUGUGUUUCAUGUCCAUAGAAAUAUAUAAAGAUGAAGUUUAUAUCUAUUUGAUCAGUUUGCAUAUUACUUAUUAUUAUUCUUGCAGUUCUUUGUUUCAUUUUUAUUAUGUCUGACAAUUGACCUGAUAUAGUGCCUAGAAUUUAAUUAUAUUCUGCCCUUUUUCAUAAAGUGGACUCCCACACGUGCGUGGUUUGUUAAUAUUUAUAGAUUGAUUCAUUUUACAGAAUAAACAGACACCCACAAUCAAGACCAUAGAGCUAACCUUUAUUGUCCAUGGAACUGCAACUGAUGCAAUCAGUAUUUUGGAAGCCUAUUAACCGUCUAGUGUUUUUCUUAGAUCGCGAAGCUAAUGGUAACAUGUAUUUCAAAGUCUGGAUGAAGCAUUGAAGCCAUGAGUAACAGAAAUGGAACCAUGGGAAAUUUGCUCUUGUUAAGUUAAAUUAGGAAAUAAAGCCCUAUAAGAAACACUGAGUUUAUAUUCAGUACUGCUAGACAUUCAAUGCAACCCUGAAUCAUUUGAUGCAUUGACUAGCCGUACUGGGUGCAGAUAAAAAGUAAGGAAGCCUAGUAGAUGAAAGAUUGAUUACUUUUUACUGGCUAGGCUUCUCCAAUCACUCUCUAUACUAUUUACUUCGUCUGGGAGGGAUUUCACUGUAUAUUUUUAACUGUUUGUGCAGUGGGAUUCAGAAACAGAUUUCUUCGAGCUCAAUGCUUCGUAAGGCUCUUGCACGGUUUCUCAUAAGGGUCAGCUUAACUUACAUGGAGAUGAAGAGAAUCUAUAAAGUAUGGGAUAGAGAGCUGUGCUCUUUCAAAUUCUAUUUCUCAGUCUUUUGCGUGUGGACUUUCAUGGACACUUAAUAAUUAAUAUACAUAAGUUUUUUCGUGAAUAAUGUGAUCUGUGGAUCAUGAUAGGUUGGUUCUCUGUUUAUUUCACCAAAUCGAUGAUCCAGAUGAAGGGUUAGAACGUUCGAAAAAGAAUAUCAAGGGCUAGUGUAGGAUUUAAGCGAAUAUUGCCCAGUAUCCUGUUUCAUAAGUUUAGAAUAUUAAAUAUGUAUGAUUCAUUAAUUUUUGGAAUUACAUUGAAAUUGAACUUGUCCAGAACUUGCUUUUUCAGUUUCCCCUACUCCACCAAUUGUCCAUGGCCUUCGUCAGGUCCCCUCUGAGUUUCUGAAGAUAGUAGUUUUAGGCUUUAGUUCUUCUAUAUUUGUUCUAUUCUUGUUAUACGGUUUAGUUGACUCAUAGGACUUUCACAUAUGCAUGGGUAAUACUGUUAAUAUCUUUUUCUGCCUUACAUUUUCCACGCCCACUAUUAUGUAGUAUAUACAUACACCGAGGAACCAUUCUGUCAAAGGACAUCAGUGGGAUCUUAUUCCACUACUUGACGAUUAUAACUUUCCAGACAUUAUUAUAUCAACCUUGUUAUUAUUCUGCCUUGAUUGAACUGUAAUGUCAGGUUUCAGACAGCCUUCUGAUUUUAUUGCCGAGGUCUUAAACUUAGUUGUCCUUACUAGUUCAAUGCUAUAUGCAGGGUAUGUAUCUAACGUCAAAAGAGCAGCAGCAGCCGUCAUAUCUUACUGCUAUGUUUGACUGGCUAUGGGCAAGAGUGAUUGCUGCAAUAUUGCUGCCAGUCCAUAUGCUGGCUAAGGUGCUUGUCUACCGGAAGAUCCGCUCUGCGAUCGGAAUUAGCAAGGUAUGUCCCUGUCUAUUGGAUUAUUUGUUAAAAGAAUAGUGUCCGUUAGACCGUUGUCUGCCUGUGAUCUUUGGUAUUUAACCAGUUCUCUCAAAAUCAUGAAUGGACUAUUUCUUUGAUGAAAUAGAUUAGUCGGCACUUGGGCCUUCGAGAGUAGCAUCAACCCAUCUUGCAGUCUGUCGUGGAGUGUGAAAUGAUGCUUCCUUACUGACAAGUAGACUGGAAAUGUUGAAUGCUUCUUCUUUCUUCUCUUAAUUGCUUGCUUAGUCAACAACCUCUCUACUACAAGAUCAUUGUGCGCGGGUGGGAUAGUUUGUGGGGAUGAGGUGGAUAUGAAGUUAUUCUUUCAAGGAAAAAAAAGGGAAAUGUGGAGGAAUAUAUGUUGUGUAGUCUUAUAUCUUCAGAGCAAGUAAUUUCUGUUUUUUUUGGUAGAAAGAGCAAGUAAUUUCUACUGGAUCUUUACUCCAGUGAAAAUUGUGUUUAGGAUAGAUAUCCUUGUGCUAAUGAACAUGGAAUCUAGCAUUCCAGAAACGUAAAUGGAAGCUAUUUAUUUAUACCCAUUGCUCAUAGACGGACGGUUUAGAGUGCCUGCUCUGUAUUCUCCCUCUUUUCUUUUUCCAUUUAUUCAUUUUUUUUUUGGUUUGAACAGAAAUUAACUGCCAAUGCUUCCUGUAACUUGCAGGCUGGCAUUAGUGGAGGUGGAAGUUUGCCUUCCUAUGUUGACAGAUUUUUUGAGGUGAGUUCCUUUUGUGUUUUUCUCCAGUGUCUUCAGAUCACAUUUGUCGUUUUCUCAAUGAUCAUUGUUUGGAAUAUAUGCAGGCAAUUGGGAUAAAUGUACAGAACGGUUACGGGAUGACAGAGACAGCUCCAGUUACAGCUGCUCGACGACUUAACCUUAAUGUGAGACAACAUUUUAUGUAUUAGCGCUUCUUUUGAAAUUACAUCUAGCCAAAUUGAAAAAUGUUCCUUUAUUAGCUAUAGUUUCAACUGUAUAGUAGAUCUUCUUAAGAGUGGCCAUAAACUAUACUUUGAUGCUACUGCCUCUCUAAUAGGUAUUCAUGAAAGACUAUAAAAAAUGAGGCCGCUGCAGACAAUAUGCCGGCUCCACCUGCUUUAAGGAAUAUUUGAAUGCCAAGUCUUUUUCUCUACUAAGAAGCACUAGUUUUCCUUGUAUGGGUGAAUCACCUAUCACACUUUAUGACUUAAAACAUUAGCCACUUUCUGCCAAUGGGGCAACUUAAACCUCCAGCAUCGAACUUUUUCCCUUCUGUGUAAUUCAUACACAUUCAGAAUCCCUUUAAUUUGUCGUAACUAUACAAGGAAUCAACUCUUUUACUGCACGCACAUUCUAUGAACUCCAUUUAUCACUAACUACUUGAAUAGGUUAUUAAGCCCUAUCUGGUAGUCUUCUAAGCCUGGUUUUGUUUGCCUCAUCAUGUCCUUUUGUUCAGUUGACAUAUCAUGUAAUCAUACAUUUAACUUUGAAGGUUCUCGGCUCAAUUGGACAUCCGAUUCGUCACACAGAGUUCAAGAUAGUAGAACAUGAGACUAAUGAAACGCUUCCACCCGGAACCAAGGGGGUUGUGAAGGUCAGGGGGCCACAAGUGAUGAAAGGUUACUACAAGGUACUUUGAUUCUCUUGUAUCAAGUACCCUUUUAGAUACUUAUGUCCUUUCAUGUACCCUUAUUUCUCCAUUAUCUGAAUCAUCUGGGAAAGAGUGUAGAAAAUCUUGAAUUUAUUCCUCUAAUGAUCACACAAUCUAAGCUAUCUUGUUAAAUGUGUGACAUUUUAACUAACUGGGGUUGGCUCCAUGAUGAAGGUUUCACAUGCGCAUUUAUUAGUCUAUUGGAUCCUCGUUGGUUCUCAUAGCAUUUGUGUUUCAGUACCCUCUCAUCAGAACUAGUGACACAUUUUGUUUGAUGGGGAUCUAUGUUUCACUGACAGAGAAAUCAUAUUCAAUAUGUAUAUGUGUAAGAACUGUGGAUAUCUAGGGCUUCAGAAUGAUAUCAAUUAUCCGAAUUAGGAGAUUGGUUUGGGACAAGAAUGGAUGAAGUAGAAGAAUAGAAGAAGCAGAGGGUUAGGGAAAAGAGUUGGGCAGUAGAGGGAAGGGAGGAGAGCCGUAGCUCUUGAGAGGGGAAGGGGGUCGGAUGUGGGAAUAGUGGAAGAGAGGAGAGAUUAGGUUUUAGGGUUUUCUGAAUAAUCACUGCUUAAUGAAAAUAAUCCCGGUUU